Molecule: messenger RNA, 3274 nt
Organism: Lutra lutra (Eurasian river otter)
Lineage: Eukaryota; Metazoa; Chordata; Mammalia; Carnivora; Mustelidae
Gene: ADAM8
Product: ADAM metallopeptidase domain 8
Exons: 24
Coding region: 481-2955 (824 amino acids)
Biological process (GO): positive regulation of membrane protein ectodomain proteolysis; positive regulation of cellular extravasation; proteolysis
Molecular function (GO): cell adhesion molecule binding; metalloendopeptidase activity
Source: RefSeq, a predicted model, not a curated record
GCCACGCCCCGGACAGAGCAUGUCCAAGCCACUGCCCGGCCAGCAGGCCCCUGGGCUAGGCCAGCUUGGGCUUCUGCUCAGAGCAGAGGGGCGACCUUCCAGGGAGGGGCUCAGAUUGUCUGCCGCCCCCCCCUUAAAUCGAUCCGCAUUUGUGAAGCUUGUUCCUCGUGCGGGACACCAGGCGCUGUUCAGGAGCCCGCAGGGGCCCAGGAGUAGACGCGGGAAAUCCGCGGGGCGAGGCGCCCCUCCCGGCCGGUGUCCAAGCACCGCCCCUCCCGGCGUCGGAGGGGCCGAUAGGCUGCAGGCCGGGGGCUGGUCUCCGGGGCGGGGCGGCGGAGCCAGACCUCUUCCCCCGCGCGGAGCCGCCUCUGCCAGCGCGGCGUCGGUAGACCCUGGACCCCGGACCCCAGACCUCGGGCCCCGUGCGCGCCCUGUUCUUGGCCAGGACCCCAGUGUACGCCCCCCGAGCGCGCCCCGGCCAUGCGUGGCCUGGGGCUCCCGCUGCUCGCCCUGUGUCUGCUAGUGGCAGCCCCCAGCAGCCCACUGCCCCACGUGGAGCAGUACGAGGUGGUGUGGCCCCGACGCCUGCCAGCACCCCGUGCCCGUGCCCGCCGAGCUCUGCCCUCCCACCUGGACCUGUACCCGGAGAGCGUGAGCUACGUCCUUGGGACCCAGGGGCACAACUUCACCCUGCACUUGAGGAAGAACAGGGACCUGGUGGGCUCGGGCUACACGGAGACCUACAGGGCUGCCAAUGGCUCCCAGGUGGUGGAGCAGCGACAGAGGCAGGGUCACUGCUUCUACCACGGCCACGUGCAGGGACACCGGCACUCCGCCGCCAGCCUCAGCACCUGUGUGGGCCUCAGGGGCUUUUUCCGGGCUGGCUCGGAUGUCCACGUGAUCGAGCCCCUGGACAGGGGUGGCGAAGAGGGGCGGCACGCGCUGUACCGGGCGGAGCAUCUGCAACAGAAGCUUGGGACCUGUGGGGUCAGCGACACCAGCUUGGAGCAAGCCUUGGGGCCUCGGACCUCAGCAGCCUUCAGGCCCCGGAACGGGCCGUUGCCCCGAGACACCCGCUAUGUGGAGCUGUAUGUGGUCACCGACAGCGCAGAGUUCCAACGGCUGGGGAGCAGAGCCGCCGUGCGCAGACGGGUGAUGGAGGUGGUGAACCACGUGGACAAGCUUUAUCAGGAGCUCAAUUUCCGUGUGGUCCUGGUGGGCCUGGAGAUAUGGAGCCAAGAGGAUGAGAUUCAGGUGAGCUCGAACCCCGACACCACGCUGGACAACUUCCUGCGGUGGCGGACGCAGAGCCUGGUGGGACGGCACCAGCACGACAACGCACAGCUCAUCACUGGCGUUAAGUUCACCGGGACCACCGUGGGACUGGCCAAGGUGUCGGCCAUGUGCUCCCAGGACUCAGGGGCUGUGAACCAGGACCACAACCUAGAGAACCCUGUCGGUGUCGCAUCCACCAUGGCCCACGAGAUGGGCCACAACCUGGGCAUGGACCAUGACGAGAACGUCCAGGGCUGUUACUGCCCCGUGCCACGGGAGGGCGGAGGCUGCAUCAUGGCGGCCAGCAUCGGCUCUAAGUUCCCCAGGAUGUUCAGCCAGUGCAGCCGCGCCGACCUGGAGAUGUUCGUGGAGGAACCUCGCACAGCCUGCCUGGCCAACGCCCCGGACCCCAGCCGGAUGGUGGGCGACCCUGUGUGCGGGAACCAGUUUGUGGAGCGUGGGGAGCAGUGUGACUGCGGCCCGCCCCAGGCCUGUCGGAACCCCUGCUGCAACGCCACCACCUGCCAGCUGGCCGCAGGGGCCCAUUGUGCCCAGGGUGCUUGCUGCCAGGACUGCAGGGUGACGCCUGCCGGUGAGCUGUGCCGUCCCCCAAAGGAUGUGUGUGACCUUGAGGAGUACUGUGAUGGUCAGCGGCCAGUGUGCCCGGAGGACGUCUUCCAGGAGAACGGCACACCCUGCCCAGGGGGCUACUGCUACAAUGGGGUCUGCCCUGCGCUGGCCCAGAGGUGCCAGGACCUGUGGGGGCCAGGCUCGCAGGUUGCCAAGGAAACAUGCUACACCUACAGCAUCUCCCCAGGCUGCCAGGGCAGGCCCGCGUAUGGUUCCGGCAGGGUCGACAUGUGUGGCACUCUAUACUGUGAGGGCGGACGGAAGCCGCCGGAGCGGAGUUCCUGUACCCUCACCUUGCGUACGGGCACCUGCCAGGCUCUCGCCCUGGAGGGAGGUGCUGCAUAUGAGCCAGUGCCGGAAGGCACCAAGUGCGGCGAGGAGAGGGUUUGCUGGAAAGGACUCUGCCAGCACCUGCACGUUUACAGAUCCAUAAACUGCUCUGCCCAGUGCAACAACCACGGGGUGUGCAACCACAAGGGAGCGUGCCACUGCCACCCAGGCUGGGCCCCGCCCCACUGCACAGAGCUGCUGCCCCACGUGCACACAGGGUCCAGGAGCCUCCUGGUGGGCCUGCUGGCAUCUGUGGUGCUGCUGGUGGCUCUCCUGGCAGGCGUGGUCUUCUACCGAAAGGCCUGGAACCGAGGCUCUGGGAGGAGCUCAGUGCCCAAGACUGCCAAGGGGCUCUCCAACCCCCUGUUCCAUGAGGGGCCCAGUGUGCCAGCCAAGGGUGGGGCUCCAGCCGCCACCAGCCAGCCCACCAGGCCCAUGGUCUCCAGGACGACCCCUAAGCAGCCGCCCCCUGCUCCUCCAGUUACCAUGUCCAACCCACCCUUCACCAUUCCUGUGUACACCCGGCCGCCCCCAGACCAGCUCAGACCUCCUCCUCCUGCCAAGCGCCUCCCUGAGCUGAAGCCCAAGCAGGGUGUGAAGCCGACCUUCCCACCCCCGAUGCCUCCAGUCAAGCCUGGGACGGGAAGGGCCACCCCUGGACUCGUGCAGGGCGCCGCGGGUGCGAAGGCGGCUCCGAGGCCCCCGGUGCAGCGGAGGUGACGCGGGAACUGCGGACAUCGGCCCACGGCCCGGGUGGGGACCGCGGUGCCCUCCCCGCAGGUUUCGGGUCGGGCGGCCCCCGCCCCCCGUCCCCGGGGACCCGUCGGGCCUGAGGAGCGCGCGCAGAGGAGCCACGGCCGGCCGCCCCCCUCCCGGGACCCCCCGCGCCCCCUUCCCGGGACCCCCCCCCCCGGCGUCCCGCACCCCGAGGGGCCCCCGCGCCGGCAGCGGGCCCGGAGCUGCCGUGAAGUGUUUUCGGACCAAGUCACCGACCGGGUCUGAGCGGUCGGGACCGUCAUUAAAUCGACGCGGGACCGUG